AUGAGGGAGAUCUUGCGAUUAGUGGACGGGCCGAGGGCAGGACUGUGCAGCGACGUUUUAAUUCUCGUCUAUGGCAACCCCGUCGUUUGCGACUACGACCGCAAGUUAGCCAGGGGCAUUACCUACAAGCCCACCACGGCGGAGCUGAAGGAUGUGGAGGCCGCAUGCAUCGAAAACGUGAAGGGACCUAACGGUAGUGCACUGGUGUUGUAUGAAGCGAACCCCAAGGGAGAAUUUCCAGGUUACGCUCUGUACGAUACACUUCUCCCGGACGACGGGAACCCGUAUAACCGAGAAAAAUGCGGGUCGUUCUUCGAGCCCCAAGAAAAGGCAAACGAAAGCAGAACAUUCAUAUUUAUCAUUGAGUCCGAAACUUGCCACGACGUCUUGUACUACGAUGAUGGGGAAAAUCCAGUGGUUUGCCAACCCCUCGCCUUCGACUACGACCUCGAGUUCGCCACGGGCAUUACAAACUACAAGCCCACCACGGCGGAGCAGAAGGAUGUGGAGGCUGCAUGCAUGGAAAACUUGAAGGGACCUAACGGUAUUCGUACUGCACUGGUGUUGUAUGAAGCGAACCCCAAGGAAGGAUUUCCAGGUUAUGAUCUGUACGAUACACUUCUCCCGGACGACGGGGACCCGUAUAACCAAGAAGAUUGCAGGUCGUUGUUCGAGCCCCAAGAAGAGGCAAACGAAAGCAGAACAUUCAUAUUUAUCAUUCAGUCCGGCACUUGCCACGACGUCUUGUACUACGAGGAUGGGGGAAAAUCCAGUGGUUUGUCUUUAUAUCUUACCAGACAAUACUACCACCAGGCACGUUGCGGCUAA
This is a messenger RNA of Geodia barretti, 828 nucleotides long. NCBI's taxonomy places the organism in Eukaryota, Metazoa, Porifera, Demospongiae, Tetractinellida, Geodiidae. The record is from the annotation of a GenBank genome assembly.